AUGGCCGACGACGGCUUCUUCCCGGUCUGGACCUCGGUCUACCUCGUCGUGCUCCUCAUCUCGCUAACUGCCACGUCCCUCGCUGUGUGGUCGCUCAAGCGGUCGCUCUGUGCCAUCCAGUCGUGUGUCUACUAUGCGACGCUCUGGUACUUUGUGUGGAAGUCGCUCUUUGCGCUGUCGCGGACCGCGCUCAUGUGUGCGUUCCUCGCCGAGUUCCGCGCGCCCUCGUCGCCGUGGCUCAACCGCACCGCGGCCAACGACGUGGGUGGCCUGCGGCUGCUUGGCCAGCGCACGUACAAUGCGACGGGCGACUCGAGCAUUCCCGUCCCGACGUACGUGGUGUGGAUCUUGUUCCUUGGCGACGCAGCGUUACUUUCGGGUGUUCUAUGGAUGCUCAUCUUGGUCCUCGAGCUUACGCGCCUCGCGAAGAAGACAAUGGACCGCGGACCGCUUCGUGAGAAGCAAGUGCGCCGCAACUACCUCGUCUCGACGACGCUCAUCGUUGCGCUCUACUUUGUCCUCUGCCAAGUGCUCUCGAAAGGCGGUCUCUUCUCCAACAACACCAAGCUCAUCAACAUCGUUUCCAACAUCAUGCAGACCAUCGUCAUCAUCGCGGUCGCGUUUGGGUACCUCGAAAGCACCACGCAAGCGCUCAUGCCAUUGUAG
Messenger RNA from Saprolegnia parasitica CBS 223.65, 666 nucleotides. RefSeq lists its product as hypothetical. Lineage: Eukaryota; Oomycota; Saprolegniomycetes; Saprolegniales; Saprolegniaceae. The record is from RefSeq and is a predicted model, not a curated record. The transcript is spliced from 3 exons. The coding region runs from base 1 to 666 and encodes 221 amino acids.